This is a messenger RNA of Linnemannia hyalina, 1311 nucleotides long. The record is from the annotation of a GenBank genome assembly. Lineage: Eukaryota; Fungi; Mortierellomycota; Mortierellomycetes; Mortierellales; Mortierellaceae.
AUGGCAGGAAUGUUAAAGCAGGACUACACAAAGACACAAAAAAUCGUCACCAUGUUGGCUGUGGAUUUCGCAUGGAUCUCUCGAAAAGAGCAGGUCUACAAGUCGCUUUGGAACCAUGUCCUCCCAAUCUACCAAUCUCUGGGUACGACACUACGCCCUCGCGACAAAGAGGCACGACUGCAAGAGCUGGCAAAGACACGACCGGAAGUAGACUUCUUCCUGAGACUGGAGCAGCGAUUAUUCCCAUGGAUCCAGGUCCGCCGGAAAACGAGCAUGUCUCUUCACGGAUCGUUCCAUGGCCGAGGUUUCGUCCUUUGUGGUGGUGACAAGCAAUUCCAGAUGAUGGUCUCCCAUAUGGGCGAGAACGAUCUGUCUCCCGAACGACAAGAAUACAUUCGGCAAAUGACAAACGAUAUUGAAGUUCUAGACAUCACGUACCAUCUGGACAACGGCUACCUAAAGCUCAAAGGCUGGACCAUCAAGCCAUUUGCAAUCCUUGCAUCCAAGUUUGAAGAGGCGAUUUUCAUCGACGCAGAUACUUACUUUCUCAGGUCUCCAGAGGUGCUCUUUGGCGAUCCAGGGUACUUGGCAACAGGGGCCCCCUUCUUUUACGAUCGAACCAUCUUGCCAGGCUGGCGCAAAGGACCGGAUUGGAUCCGCGCCAACAUACCAUCCAUGUCCAACAUACCCCAGACCUCCCGCCCAUUCCGAGGAACGACCGCUCACGAACGAGAGUCAGGCGUUGUGGUGAUCAACAAGAGGAGGUGGCUGCCGGCGUUGUUCUCUGUAUGUAAGAUGAACAGCUUUUGGGAGCGCGACCUUUCAGCGUACCAAACCUUUUAUGGCGACAAGGAGACGUUCUAUAUUGAGUUCGAGCUAGUGGAGCCUUACGCUUUUGUCCGCAACUAUGGUGGCGUCAUUGGAGAGCUUAACCCCGACGACGAUCAGUCGAUUUGUGGAGCACAGAUGCAUUUGGACUAUCUGGGCAGACCUCUCUGGUGGAACAGUGGACUGGUGGGGAACCAGAUGAAUCGCGAGUUGUUCAUCAGGAACGACGAGAUGAAGGAAAAUCUGGCUUACGAACUCGAACUGGACUCGGCUGACGAACUACCGCCGCCUGAAGAACCGGUUGAUCCGGUCUGGGACUACAUGAGAGGUUGUAUGAGUGGUUGUGAAGUCGAAGCGUUGCCAGAAGACGAGGCAGAGCUAGCUAACUCGUACGUCGUCAUGGACAAGAUCUCCAAGAGAGCGGAUUCGCUCAUUGCCCAACACAAGAAUGUGGACCCCAAGGGCGACUGGGACACUAUUUAG